Trichoplax adhaerens is the source of this 1119-nucleotide messenger RNA. RefSeq lists its product as uncharacterized. Lineage: Eukaryota; Metazoa; Placozoa; Uniplacotomia; Trichoplacea; Trichoplacidae. Bases 1 to 1119 code for a protein of 372 amino acids. Gene Ontology annotation, molecular function: phosphatidylinositol binding. The record is from RefSeq and is a predicted model, not a curated record. The transcript has 16 exons.
AUGGAAGGAGCUGACGAUAUUGAUUUGAAUGCUGAUGGAAUGGAAGAGGAUCGCUCACAAACGAUUGAUCUUUCAUCUGAAGCUUGCCUUGUCAUUGAAAUUUCAGACGCGUUAAGCGAACGUGAUAAAGUUAAAUUUACUAUUCACACACGGACGACGCUGCCUGAAUUUAAAUUGCAUGAUUUCAGCGUUACUCGCGAUCAUGAAGAGUUUAUUUGGUUGUAUGAUCGCUAUCAAGAUAACGAAAAUCUUGAAGCUUAUAUCAUUCCUCACCCACCUCCUAAGCCCGACUUUGACACUGCCAGGGAAAAAUUGCAAAGAUUAGGAGAAAGUGAAGGGGUUCUAACCAAAGAAGAAUUUGAUAAGAUGAAACAAGAGCUGGAAGCUGAAUAUCUUGCUACCUUUAAAAAAACCGUCGCCAUGCACGAGUUAUUCCUGACGCGUUUAGCCUCUCAUAGCGUAUUACGGAACGAUUCCAAUUUUAGAGUAUUUCUUGAAUAUAACGGCGAUGAUGCAGACGAUUUCUUUGAAAACGAAAAACGUUUUUUGGUUGAUUAUCAUACCAGGGUGAAAGAGGCACUGAAAGCGUCUGAUAAAAUGACUAUUUCCCACAAAGGCACUGCCGGCUGUUACCUAAGUAUUGGCUCUGCAACAAAUCAAAUGGGGACUUCUGAACCAACUAGCCUUAAUAAAUUCUUAAGUCGAUUUGGUGGGCUAAUAGAAAAAUAUCGCAAAAUUGAUAAUCGUGUAGUUGCUGAUGAAGACCUGAAAUUGUCGGACAUUUUACGUUAUUAUGCACGAGAUCUUUCCUCAGCCAAAGAUCUAUUGUAUCGUCGAUCUCGAUGCGUAUCAAGCUAUGAAAAUGCAAAUAAGGGGUUAGAGAAGGCAAGAAACAAAAAUAAGGAUGUGCAAACGGCUGAAAAGGUACAACAAGCUGCUCGUGAAAAGUUUGAAAACAUGUCAGAAAUAGCUAAGCAGGAACUACUCGACUUUAAGCAAAAGAGGGUUACAGCGUUUAAGAGAAAUCUAUCUGAACUGGCAGAGUUAGAAUUAAAGCACGCAAAGAUUGCUGCUCAGUUAUUCCGAAAUACGAUCAGUGCUUUGAAAGAAAUUGCCUAG